UACUUGCCGCAUUAAUGCAAAUUGGAAUGAUCCCGCAACUCAGCUCGAAAUUAUGCUUUUAUUAAUGAGAGUUUAAUCGGCCUCUCUCCCUCCCCUCCCCUCUCUCUCUCUCUCUCUCUCUCUCUCUCUCUCAUUCGAAUACUCUGCUGGGUCAACACGUUUGACGCUGACCCACAACUAUUUCAUCAGAAAAAGAAGGGGAGCGUAAACCGGAGAAAACAUUUUCCAUAUAUAGAACGUUAAUAUAAAGCGAACAGCCAGGCUAACGAUAAUAGUCCAAUAUAUGUAGACUUGCUUUCGUUGAUCAGUCUUAUUUGAGCCUUUGGCCGAAUCAGAUCGACUAUCAAGUUAAUGUCUCUGACAUUUAUUGCGUUAAAUGUCAUAUUCGUUGCUCUCUUCGUUUCAAUAUCUCAAAUCGCGGAUAAUUUUGUUAGCAGGACAUCAUUUAUAUAUUUUUACGAUCGACAAACGAAAAUAAUAUAACAGUGACGAUAGUAUCAGUGAAAUUAAAUCUAAAUUGUUUGUUGAUAAUAUUACCAAAUUAAACUUGUUGCUUAUCAAUUAAGAAAUAUAUUGUGUUAUUCAAUUUCACUGGAAAGAAGAGAAACACUUUUUAUUGAAAAAUUAUGCCGAGUAGUAAAACGAGAAUCGCUGUUGUGGGUGGUGGAGUGGCUGGUCUGGUGGUAGCUCGUCAUGUAGUGGCCAAAUUAAAUUCUUAUAAUCUCGUCCUUUUCGAACAAACUGAUCACAUCGGUGGCACCUGGGUAUAUACUGAUGAAACAGAUCUUGACAAAUAUGGACUUUUGAUUCAUAGCAGCAUGUACAAGAAUCUCAGGACAAAUAUACCGAAGGAAAUAAUGGCGAUACCUGACUUCCCCUUUCAAGAUCUGGAUGGCCCGUCUUUCAUUCACCACAGCUUAAUAAAAAAAUACCUCAUGAGUUAUGCGAAGCACUUCAAUCUUUAUCCCUACAUUAAAUUGAAUACCCUAGUGAAGCGUGUAGAGCCAGAAACUAUUAACGGCCGGACAUUAUGGAUGGUGACAUACGAGUCAUUGGAGACCAAAACAGAAAUCACAAAGAUUUUCGACGCCGUGGUGCUGUGCAAUGGGCAUUACACUGUCGGUCGUAUUCCGCAUAUUCCAGGUAUCGAAAGCUUUCGUGGUAGAUGUGUUCACAGCCAUCAGUACAGAGUGCCAGAGGUCUAUACCGGCAAGAAGGUUUGCAUACUCGGCGCGUCCUGGUCUGGCAUUGAUAUCGCCAUGGAAGUCUCGCAAUAUGCUGAUAAAGUAUAUCUGAGUCAUAAUCUGCCGGAACAACUCAACUCGAAAAUAUCGGACAAUCUCGAGCAAAAACCUGGUGUCGAGUCCAUCCAGGGAAACAUCUUCACCUUUCGCGACAGUUCAACAGAGGAAGUGGACGAUUUCAUAUUCUGCACUGGUUACAAAUUCACGUAUCCCUUUAUGUCGGCUAAAGUCGAGAUACGUACAGAUGACGACCAUGUGGAACCCAUCUACAAGCAUCUAGUACAUAUGGAUUAUACAAAUCUGUUUUUCAUGGGCUUGCCCGCGUUGGUGAUACCAUUUCCAAUGUUCCAUAUCCAAGCACAGUACAUCCUCGGGAUCCUCGAAGAUCGUAUUAAGUUACCGUCCGCGCAACAAAUGCGCGAAGAAUACGAAAUCGAGAAAAAGUCACUGUUGGACCAAGGUAUUCCGCUGAGACACAUUAACAAGUUAAAAGACAGGCAAUGGGCUUACUACGAUCACCUUGCAACCACUGCGAAUGUGACAGACUUUCUACCAGUGGUCAAGAAGAUUAUGGAUCACGUUUUGCAAAUGCGCAAAGUAGACUUCACCACCUACAAAAAUUAUCAGUACCGCAUCAUCGAUAGCGAGAAUUUCAGCGUGUCUUACUGUAAACUUUGUUAAGUUCCACGCAAAGAAAAGUGAGAAAAGUAAAUAUUAUUUUAUUGCAAGAUGACUGUACGGAUACGAUAAGCCGUUUAUAUCUUUCAGUAUCAACACUGUUUAUGCAUAAAUUUGUACAUCGCAAUUUAAUGCGAUAAAUAUUUUUUCGAUUAAAGGCAGUUCAUUAUAACAAUUAACGAAA
Acromyrmex echinatior (Panamanian leafcutter ant) is the source of this 2106-nucleotide messenger RNA. RefSeq lists its product as uncharacterized. NCBI's taxonomy places the organism in Eukaryota, Metazoa, Arthropoda, Insecta, Hymenoptera, Formicidae. The record is from RefSeq and is a predicted model, not a curated record. Gene Ontology annotation, molecular function: N,N-dimethylaniline monooxygenase activity; NADP binding; flavin adenine dinucleotide binding.